AUGCGCCUGGUUUUAUAUUUUUUAUUUAUAAACUCGGUUGAGACACAUAGCGUGCUUAUGAACCACCUCUUACAGACCCUGGAGAAGGAGCUCCAUUUUAAUACAAUCCUUCUUUUGGGAAGUUCGACUUCGUGCUGGAACCCACAGGACUUUCAGGAAGAGUUUCCCAUACUAAACUUCAAUGCAGAUGCUAGGGUAUAUCUAAAAGAUGCUUUCAACUCAAACAUACUGGUACUCGCUUGCUUGGAAAAACCCGCGAAAGAUACAAUGAAGGCACUACUCGAUAACCUAGAAGACAUGCGAGAUGCACCCACCAUCCUAUUCGGCUCUUCAGAUACUCAAAUCCGCAAACUAUUCCAGCAGUGCUUCAGCGGAAGUAUGCUCAAUGUGCUGGCAUUUAAGGGAUCUGAUAGGGAGAUCAUCUACAGCUUCAAGGCAUUUCCGAAACUUGGCGUUUUAAAGCGAAGAGUAUGGGAGGUUCGUCGAUACUUUGAGCCGCAGCUAGAGGAUCUGAUGGGCUACACCUUAAGGGCACUGCCCGACAACAUAAUCCCUCGAACUGUGGUCUACCGAGGUGCCGCCGGAGAUCGCCAGUUGGCCGGAUACCUCACUGCCUUCAUCCGGAACUAUGCCACCUUCGUCAAUGCCACGCUUCGCAUUUGCUGGGAUCUAGUACCGGAAGAGGGUACGAGGCAUUUGACGGGUAUUAGCGAGCUCUCGGAGAUGAAGCACGUGGAUUUUCCGCUGGGAAUCGAUAGUCUUGGCAUUGGCUCAAGCAAAUCGAGCCUUCCUAUGGAGGUCUCCAGCUGGUUCCUGAUGGUACCCAUGGAGAGCCCCCGCGGUCGUGAUCGUUUCUUUAUUGAAUUUGCUGCAUUUAGACUAGUACCCCUCAUGUUCUUGAUAGCCACGGUGCUAGGUAAUGCCCAUCGGAUGGAAUCCGGCCUUAGGCCCAGCUGGCGGUGCUGCGUCGUGGGAGAAAGGGUGCUCCGAGGAACCCUGGCUCAGCCGUUCACCCUACCCCGAAGACUCUCGCCCAAGCUGAUGUGCAUUUACUGGUUGCUCCUGCUGAAUGGUUUCUUUUUCAGCAACUUCUACAUGGCCAACUUGGAGACCUGGCUGGUGCAUCCACCAGCAACCGAUAAAAUCCAGGGCUGGCAUCAAAUUCGCGACCGCAAGCUGAAGAUCCUUAUUAUCCCGGAUGAGUUGAGGUUCCUUUCGCUCACAAUGGGCUCUAACUUUGUGGAUAGCCACAGCGAUAUAUUCCACCUGACCAACUCGACGGACUUUCAGAGGAAGCGCCUCGCGAUGGAUCAGACCUAUGCCUAUCCCGUGACCCACACCUUGUGGCCAUUUCUGAUGCACUCCCAGGCCAGACUUCGGCGACCCAUAUUCCGGCGAUCCAACGAGUUGGUUUUCAAUACAUUUAUCAUUUUAGCAAUGCCGCUGCCCAGGAACUCGAUUUUCAAAAAGUCUCUCCUUCAGUACAGAGAUAUGACCUACUCCAGCGGACUGUAUAGAUAUUGGUUCGGGAGCAGCUUCAGCGAACUGGUGGCCCUUCGAAAGAUCUCCUACAAGGACGAUGAGCUAGAGGUGUAUUGCGACCUCAAGUGGCAGGACUUCUACUUCGUCUGGCUGGCCUUCGUGGGGGGAACUAUCAUAAGCUUUCUGGCGUUCCUCUUGGAGCUCGGUUACCACAGGUGGUGGUAA
Drosophila biarmipes is the source of this 1707-nucleotide messenger RNA. RefSeq lists its product as uncharacterized. Lineage: Eukaryota; Metazoa; Arthropoda; Insecta; Diptera; Drosophilidae. The record is from RefSeq and is a predicted model, not a curated record. The transcript has a single exon. Bases 1 to 1707 code for a protein of 568 amino acids.